Pistacia vera is the source of this 884-nucleotide messenger RNA. Its product is annotated as ferredoxin-thioredoxin reductase catalytic chain, chloroplastic. Lineage: Eukaryota; Viridiplantae; Streptophyta; Magnoliopsida; Sapindales; Anacardiaceae. The coding region runs from base 168 to 620 and encodes 150 amino acids. The transcript has 6 exons. Gene Ontology annotation, molecular function: oxidoreductase activity, acting on iron-sulfur proteins as donors. The record is from RefSeq and is a predicted model, not a curated record.
GCUUCUGUAAUUUCUUGCCCGAUAUUUCUCAACGUGUGGCUGCAACUUUGACACAACCAAAAUCACCAAAAUCCUAAGACUCAAUCGAAACUCAACACGAACACACAUGUAACACAUUAAAACCAAACUUAAUCUUGUUCUUCUUCUUGUUUCAGUGUCAACCAAACAUGACUCUACAAGCCUCUCUCUACGGUUCCAACAUUUCAUCCUUCAUCUGUCCGGCUACACCCAGAACCAGAACCGUCCAGCACCGUCCUGCCACUCUAAUUCGAUGCCAAGUGGAGCCAUCUGAUAAAUCAGUUGAAAUAAUGAGGAAAUUCUCUGAGCAGUAUGCAAGAAAAUCUGGGACCUACUUUUGUGUGGACAAAGGUGUCACUUCUGUUGUUAUUAAGGGAUUGGCAGAUCAUAAAGAUUCAUUGGGUGCACCUCUUUGUCCAUGCAGGCAUUAUGAUGACAAAACUGCUGAAGCCCAACAGGGCUUUUGGAACUGUCCAUGUGUUCCGAUGAGAGAAAGGAAGGAGUGCCACUGCAUGCUCUUUCUCACUCCAGAUAAUGAUUUUGCUGGCCAAGAUCAGACCAUUUCCUUGGAUGAAAUCAGGUCAUCAACAGCAAAUAUGUGAUGAUUACUGUACUGACUUUACUUGUUGAAAGAGUCAUCUAUUAUAUUUGGCCAAUGAAUAGAAAGAUUCCCGGGAAAACUAUCUUCUUGAAUGAAAUCAUGGGAGCAACAACGAAUAUGUGAUGCCUAAUGUAUUGAGUUUAUUUUAUAAACAAUCUUCUCUUGUAUUGGCCAAAGAAGAAAGAUGAAACAAACAAUCCCUUAUCAUUUGUAUGUAUAUUAGUAUUUUACUUGUGAAUCACACUAUCUUUUUUGUUCCCCUUUA